CCAAAAUACAAAAAGCUAUCAGCUGGAUUUCUGCAGAGGAAAUCCAAUACAGAUAAAGACAAAGCUUACACUUUGAUCUCAAACUGCAGGGGCACCACUGAAUUUAAGUGAGCACAGGCCUCGGCACUUGAAAGUUGGUGACACCAGCUACAGAGAUUGCAAUCAGUGCAGCAAGAAAACCCAACUAUUUAGGAAAAGCCCAUCACCUUAAAUUUGGUUUUUCCUUUUUGUUUUUCUUUGUUUUUGUUUUCUUAAAGUGAAGAACUGGCUGAAAAGCAAAGGAGGUUGUGUCUUCAGUGCUGUGUGCAGAACUCUGUGAUCUGCGCUGACAGCCAUCCUUGAAGAAGGCCAUUAACACAGUAAAUGGAAGGCAGAGGAGUCAAGAGCUGGAAAGGGGAUUUAAAACCGUCAAACAGCUGAUGAAAAUUCGAGUACUUUGAGGACGGCAGAAGCCUUAAGAGUCAGACUGACAGACAAUCGAAGUUGGCCAGUGAAGACAGCAAAAUGCAGACAAUACCAGUGUGAUUCACUGUCAUCCUAUACCCUGCUGCUGCCUCUCUCACACCUACUUACCUCACCCAAGACACCUGAAAGACUGAAAGGAACACAUGGUUCAGGCAGGUGAAGACAAUGCUCACAGGGAAGUCGCCCCACUAGGGGCGGCGCACGGACCCGCAUCCCUCUGCCCUCUGCUGCGGCACACCCAGGCCCCGGGAGGACACAGAGCACCGCAGCACCUGGACCCCUGGCAGGAAGUGGCCACCUGGAGAGAAGAGCCCGAUGGGCAGCGGCGCGCAGCUGUGCCGGGAGAGCCGGCCAGAUGUGGGAGGGAGCACCGGGAGGUGGGGGCUGUGCUUCCACAAGGAAUGCUACCGUGGGCCGCUCGUGCCCAGCCCCAGCGGAGCGAGGCCCCCGGCGCCGGGCAGGCCUACUCGGCUGCGCCGCCGCAGCAGCUCCCCGGCACGGCCGCUCGUGCCCCCGCCCGCCACGACCGCGCGCUCGAGGGCUCCCGGUUCUUCUCGCCCGCCUUUCCUGCCCUGCCCCGGUCCUCGGGCUCCCAUGCCGCCUGAACUCCUACCGGCUUCCAGUCAGGAACGAGGCACCGCCGUCGCCUGCGAGAAACUCCGCUUUCCACCAGCCGCUCUGGCCGCCGGCUGCGCGCCUCCCAGGCCGCGCCGGAUCCUCCGCUCCCCCUGCCGGCCGGCGGCCAUUUCCGACCGGCGACGGCGGAACUUGCCGAAGACCCGGGCCGGAAAUGGCCGAACCUGCGCUCGCCUGCGAGGGGAAAGCACAGAGGUGUUCGUGACUUUCCGGACGCACCCGAAAGCGGAGGAGGUGGUGGCGGUGGGCUCUGCCUUCAAGGAUCCCAGGCGCAGGCUGGGAGCCCGGUGAUUGUGAGAAGGGCCAGGCGCGUGGUCUUGAGGGGGGAGCCGCACUAAUCCCGGUAGCCCUCAGCCUAAAAAUUAGCCCAUGUCCGGCUGAGGUGCCCUGCUCUAGAACACACAGUUCUGAAACACUUUUAAAUAUUUAGCUGCAAAUAAAGGGCGGAGAUGAAUGGAUGCUUAGGAAAGAAAAAAAAAAUCCCCGGCUUUGCAAAAAACAACAUGUUAAUCAAACUUGUGGUUUGUGGGCUAGAAGGAAUACCAUUUAAAUACUUUAAAGGCAGUCCCUGUGAUUUGGGAAUUGGCAAGACCCAAAAGAAAUGAGAGGUUAAGGAUGGAAGGAGGAUCAAUCCUAGAAGUGGCACGAGGUCACUGGCGUUAAGAAAAUAGUUUAAAAUCACAAUAGUGGUAUCAUCUAAAAUUAGAUUGCUUCGA
This is a messenger RNA of Meriones unguiculatus (Mongolian gerbil), 1817 nucleotides long. RefSeq lists its product as uncharacterized. The transcript is spliced from 3 exons. The coding region runs from base 781 to 1392 and encodes 203 amino acids. The record is from RefSeq and is a predicted model, not a curated record. Lineage: Eukaryota; Metazoa; Chordata; Mammalia; Rodentia; Muridae.